CUGCUUACUUCGCAUCCGGUACAUCUGUUAAGAGAACGAUGCCUCCUGCACGGGCCCAAAAGAAGAAUAACAACGGUUCUCCGAAUCAGCAAAAGAAGCAGACGAAGUCGAAGAUAGAAUUAGACGAUCAUGACGAUGACGACGAUAUAGAAUCCGGGGAACACAGUCCAGACAGUAGCCCUGCAAGAGAUGAAACUCCAAUAAUACCAAGACAGGGGAAGAAAAGGACUGCUGAAGACCAUGGGGAGUUUAACAACGAAAUGCAAAAGAUGCUGGAAUGCUUUGGAGCUGACAUUACAAAGACACUGGUCAAUAAAAGAAAACGUCUAGAACAAUUCACACAAAAUUCACUUAAAUCCAGUAAUAAAAAAGUUGAAGAAAUCUGGAAAAUGCAGCAGCUUGAAAGAGGUAAGCUGCAUACUGAGUACUGCAGACAGGUAAACACUGUUUUCAACCAAUGGGAAGCUGAUCUUGAAAAGACAAAGGAGCAAGAAGAAAAACUUGUUACACUUUUUAAGCAGCAACAAAAGCUUUUUCAGCAGGCAAGAGUGGUCCAAAGUCAAAGGCUUAAGACUAUCAGGCAACUCCAUGAACAGUAUACAAAGGGAAUGGAGGAUCUUGGGACAUGCCACAACUCUCAGCAAUCAAAUGUUCAAUCAGAAUUGAAGAAAGAGAUGACACUCUUGCAGAAAAAAAUCCUCAUGGAUACACAACAGCAGGAAAUGGCCAAUGUGAGAAAAUCCCUUCAGACAAUGUUAUUUUAAAACCAUGAUAGCAUUGAAAAGUUACAUUGGACAAUCAAAAAGGUACAUAGAAAUCAUGCAUUUGGCUGAGUGUCUUUUAAUCAGAGGUGUUGAAUCAUUUUUAGCAACAUUACAUUACAAUGUUGCUUCUAUUUAUAAUAUUUAUGAAAUUAUUUCCUGCUGUACAUACAUUCUAAUAAAGAAUACAAUGAUAA
Molecule: messenger RNA, 958 nt
Organism: Pecten maximus
Lineage: Eukaryota; Metazoa; Mollusca; Bivalvia; Pectinida; Pectinidae
Product: synaptonemal complex protein 3-like
Exons: 8
Coding region: 39-764 (241 amino acids)
Biological process (GO): spermatid development; meiotic cell cycle
Cellular component (GO): synaptonemal complex
Source: RefSeq, a predicted model, not a curated record